Messenger RNA from Ctenopharyngodon idella (grass carp), 2009 nucleotides. RefSeq lists its product as uncharacterized. Gene Ontology annotation, molecular function: protein binding. The record is from RefSeq and is a predicted model, not a curated record. The transcript has 4 exons. Bases 200 to 874 code for a protein of 224 amino acids. Lineage: Eukaryota; Metazoa; Chordata; Actinopteri; Cypriniformes; Xenocyprididae. Gene Ontology annotation, biological process: signal transduction; regulation of apoptotic process.
AGCAUUAGUUGUAGGUAAAUGAAUUACACUCCCUGUCCACAAGGCGGUGUCAGCAGUAGUUGUUGUUUUGUAUCAAUAUCAUAUUACAUGCGGAUGCAGUGUGGAUGAGGCAUCAGACGUUUCCCUCCGUCAAACUGAGCCUUAAUCAAAACCGGUGUCAAAUCAAGGUUCUUACAUCACUGACCAAGCACAAGAGGCAAUGGAUGGACCAGUAGCUGGCACCAAGCUCAUUCAGAGACACAAGCCAGAGCUACUGGAGGCCCUGAUGGGAGAUACAGAGUUCCUGCUUCAGCAUUGCCAUGCCAGUGGAAUACUGUCCAACAAUGAGUACAACAACAUCAAAGACAUUAACAUGCGUUCAAAGCAGGUACGGGACAUCUUGGAUUAUGUGAUUCACAAAGACAACAAGCAUGCUCUGAGUUUCCUCAAAUUGCUGAAAACACAAGACAUGCAAGAGACAUUUCCUAAACUGCAAUUCCUUCAAAAACUACAAAUCAACAAACGCAAGACAACAAAAAAUACAGAGACGACAGCCAAACGAAGGCAGGAGGUGUUGGAAAACGACAAUCUGCAGGAGCAGCUGUCUAUAAUCAACUCCAGGAUGGUGAGUGAGAGGGAGAUGAUGAUGGUGGCCGGCUACAUUGGGAACAACUGGAGGCAGGUGGGAAUAAUGGCACUAGGUAUGAAGACCACCACCCUUCAGCAGAUAGAGGAGGAUAACAAACUACACAAAGAGCGCGUUUUUGCCAUGCUGCGAAAAUGGAGCAUGCGUGAGAGGGACCAAGCCACAGCAACUCGACUCUAUUCCCUCCUAACCCAAGAGGAGUACGACGUAGACCCCCAAAAUAUCAACUUCCUAAUGGAAAACAACUGAGCCGACAGAGAGGACUGCUUUUAUGUAGCACUUUGCAUGUGCAGACAUGCAGGCAUACCACUAGAGGGAGCAAUAACUGCUAUUCAGUUACAUUGGAAAAAUGUUUACUUCUCAUUUUUGUGUUUGUUUGUUUGUUUGUUUGAUUAGAAAAGGCCAUGUAUAAAGUCAGCUAAAAGCUUGAAAUAAUAUGGAAACGUUUAAACGCAACAAGCUAAAAUGCGGGUAUUUAAAAUAUUUUCCUAAAACUCUUGAAAAUAUGCUUACAUUUUUUUUAAAAGAAUGUAAUGCAUAAAUUAAUUUUUUAAAGGGGCAGGACUGAAUUAACUGUCACAGCGUGAAGUUUUUUUUUUUUUAUUGAUGUGUUUUUUUAUGGCAUUAUUACUUAAUUGUUUUUCUGUUAAGCUUAUUUUCAUGUGAGAUCAAGCUCCAUUCCUACUCUUUAAAUUGCACUUCACUGUGUGUGUGUGUGUGUGCUUUCUGAAAUAUAACCACAUCAGCCGAGCCUGAUUUGUACCGUAGCAUUCCAUCUCAAUACAUUCUACAGAAUAAUGCAUUUCCCUUUUUAAGUAAAUGAAUGUGAAAGCUUUUAUCUAAGUCUUAAAACUUGAACCGAUUCCAUGAACAGAUAAGGAAGACUCAUGUUUAUGAUGGAAAUUUACAAAGAUUUAUGUUCCAAUAGAGGCCGCUAUCUGGCAACAUAACGGCGACCUUCGCUCUCUCGGCAAGUAUCACGUUGUUUCACCCUGAUGAAUUUUCACCCUGGUGUUUCACCCUUGUUCACCCUUGUUUUGCAUGCCAAGCAGGUGAUAGGAUUGGAGGCGGAGCUUUGUACAAUUCCAUUGCACAGGCCAGUCAUUAAACAGCGUCUAGUCCUUGCAGACUUCAUGGAAUCUUUUGCUUUUGGAUUGUUAAAUCUUUUUGAUUUGAUAGAUUGCAACCUAAUGUGGGAACAUUCAUUUCAAAGUGAAUAUCAUGCUUGCAUUAAUUGGAUCCUGUGAUUGUUAUUUUACAUUUUUGUCCUUCUAAAUCUCAUUCCCAUUUUGUAAAUAAUUGAUCAUGCUUCUGGUGUUGGGUUAUUUUUAAAAAAAAAAAGUAAAUAUAAAUAAAAAGAACUAAAUGAUUCAUUAUGAUGAAA